Molecule: messenger RNA, 1058 nt
Organism: Chaetomium strumarium
Lineage: Eukaryota; Fungi; Ascomycota; Sordariomycetes; Sordariales; Chaetomiaceae
Exons: 1
Coding region: 238-882 (214 amino acids)
Source: RefSeq, a predicted model, not a curated record
GUUGUCGUUAGAAAUCGACAAAACCAGGCUGCACCGUCGCCGCGUCACGGGGCGAAUUGCCCGCUUGCGUGGCAGGAACGGUCCAGUAGGGCGUGGAACGCUGGAACAAUGACUAAUCAAACAUUGCCUUUGUUGUAUCCGUAGCACAGCAGCCUGCUCGAAUCAGCGCAUAAUUGAGGUUUCCCGAUAUCGAACAAAUCAUUUCAUCGUCACCGUUAAGUCAGGAAUAGCUUGUGAAUGUGGAACACAAACCACCAACGUGUUCGCUCGCUUGUCCUUCAAUGUUGGCAUGAUCGACCUCUGGACUCCCUUACGUUUUUAUAUCUUUUGGGCCAAGCCCAGAGUCGGCGCCCGCUGCUCUCCACAACCCGAUGCCGAAAACCCGGAAUCCCCGGAGCCCGGCACUCUACCCCUUGCCAUUGCCUAGCACGCCGCAAGCGAGGAAUUUGGUCCGGAUGGCUGCCGUUUCAGAAUGAACAAGCUUUCCUCCUGCGCCUCCCAGCGGUUGGUCGAUCGAAAAGACGACUUGCGUCCCCACAGAUCACAUCCCAAUCAUCCCAUCGCCAACCAAACGGUGCACAACAGCAGUUCGGCUUGCUGCGUUUGUCUUUCGCUGCACGAAUCAGGGGUCUACCGCCCCGGAAUGGGAGAUUGAGAUGUCCAAGGACAGCCCUGGAACGCUCCACCGUCGGUGUUUCGAAUCACUGGCGAUCGCUUGCAUGCCUCAUUGUUUCCAAUUGCCAAGAAGAGCCUUUGACGGCUCUCCCGCGCCGGGCUGGUCUUCCCGAGCGCGGCUUGGGAUUUGAUAGCAUCAUGGAUGUUUCCCGUGCCAAGCGCUUCCUGACGGCUGUUCAGUGGUUGUACCCGUCUGGUGUAGAUUGACUUUGUGUAAGUUGUGAUGCGAUGAACGGCCCUAACCGAUCGGCGGGGAGGCAACAUUCUUUCCCCUGACUCAGUGUGGCUCCCAUGAAAUCAGAUAUGAUCGCAUGAACUGUGGGAGGCCGCACCCUGUUGGUACUUUUUUGCUCUUUCAUUCCGGUCUUGCAAAACUGCUUUUU